GAGGCAGUAGAUAUUUCUCAGGAGUACCCUAAAAGUGAAUGAAAUCACCCUCCCUCCCCAUCUGACACACUGUAUAAAACACGGGCAAUGUUGGGAAUCUGACAGAGGUGUCUUGAACAGCAAGAAAGCCAGCUACAAUAUUUUCAAGUGUUGCAUUAUAAUGUAAGCAAUGUUUUUAUUUUCACUUUUUGAUUUAAAGUCAAGUAAUGUUGGAUCUGGCAGUGUUUAUGGUGGAGCUUCUAUUUCUGAUUUUGGUGUUGUGAUAUUAUUGAAUAAUUAUUUUUUAUCAUGCAUUUUGACUAUUCAUUUUACCUAUGACCCAGGAUUCGCUCCAGCGCUGUGAUGUCCCUGAGUAUUCUGUCUCUCUGCCUGCUGGCUUGUAUUCACUCUGGCAUUAAUGCUUAUCCAGCCAAGCCUGCCAGUCCCCGGGAAGGCGCACCACCCGAGGAGCUCGCCAGAUAUUAUUCUGCACUAAGACACUACAUCAAUCUCAUUACAAGACAGAGGUAUGGGAAAAGAGACAGCCCAGAUACUGUAUUUUCCGAUGUGUUGGUGAGGGAGAGCACAGAGAGUAUUCCAGGAUCAAACUAUGUUGGGUAUGACGGGCUGCCACUGUGGUGAUGCUGCUGGAGCUGUCAUAUCCUGGCUGACUUUACCACAAAGCAGCUGCUAUGUCUGUUACUGAC
Molecule: messenger RNA, 686 nt
Organism: Micropterus dolomieu (smallmouth bass)
Lineage: Eukaryota; Metazoa; Chordata; Actinopteri; Centrarchiformes; Centrarchidae
Product: peptide YY-like
Exons: 3
Coding region: 343-621 (92 amino acids)
Biological process (GO): neuropeptide signaling pathway; feeding behavior
Cellular component (GO): extracellular region
Molecular function (GO): neuropeptide hormone activity; neuropeptide Y receptor binding
Source: RefSeq, a predicted model, not a curated record